Rhagoletis pomonella (apple maggot) is the source of this 1186-nucleotide messenger RNA. Its product is annotated as troponin C-like. The transcript is spliced from 3 exons. The coding region runs from base 595 to 1044 and encodes 149 amino acids. Gene Ontology annotation, molecular function: enzyme regulator activity; calcium ion binding. The record is from RefSeq and is a predicted model, not a curated record. NCBI's taxonomy places the organism in Eukaryota, Metazoa, Arthropoda, Insecta, Diptera, Tephritidae.
UAGCUGCUGCUGGCAAAUGAGACACUCAUCUUUGUUGUUGUUCAGUGGAGUGCGUGUGUGUGUGUGUAGAUUUAGCGAAACUGAAUUGUGGCAGCGGGUGUUUGGUAUUGGCUAGAAGGAUGAAUGGAUGGAUGGACAGAUUUGUUAGCUGCUUGGCUGCUGUUUGCUUGGUGUGGUUGUUGGUAUGGUUUUUGGUUGGCUUGCUAUUUAGUUGACUAAAUUUACUGUGUGAGUACAUAUGUAUAUGAAUUUUCCGCAUUAUACACUGGUCCAUGUGGGCUAUAAGUACGUGCAAAAGUACACACUCAUACAUGUUCAAAUGGACACAUACAAAUCUAGAUAAAUCUGCAUUAUGUUAUAAAUAUUGAUUUUGCAAGUUUAAUGUUUUAGUUUAUCAACGAAUCUCAUCCACCGUGGAAGUGCGAAAGUGGUGAUCGCCGACGCGUUAAAUCGAGUAUUAACGGACGACGAGUGUGUGUGGGUGCGCGCGUGUGUUACGGUUAACUAGCCCACUGGCCAACAUUAUCCCUCUAGGGUGUUGCAGUGUAUAAUAUCUAGUUCGUUUGGCGGUCAAACCGUUGUUAAUCUAUUAAAAUGGAAGAUGAUGAGAAAAUGGACAUUAUGCGCAAGGCAUUCCAAAUGUUCGACACUCAAAAGAGCGGCUUCAUCGAAACACUGCGUCUGAAGACGAUUCUCAAUAGUAUGGGUCAAAUGUUCGAAGAGAGCGAAUUACAAGAACUGAUCGAUGAAAAUGAUCCUGAGGAUACCGGCAAAGUGAAUUUCGAUGGCUUUUGUAAUAUUGCAGCACAUUUUCUCGAAGAGGAAGACACCGAAGCCAUACAAAAGGAACUGAAAGAAGCUUUCCGAUUGUACGAUCGUGAGGGCAACGGUUACAUCACCACAUCGACUUUAAAGGAAAUUCUAGCGGCAUUGGAUGAUAAACUCUCUUCAAGUGAUUUGGAUGGCAUUAUAGCGGAAAUCGACACAGAUGGUUCGGGCACGGUAGAUUUUGAUGAAUUCAUGGAGAUGAUGACUGGAGAUUAAGUUUUUUUUGAUACACCUACAAGUACCUACAUACACAUACAUGCAUACAUCCAUAGAAAUAUGCAUACUAUUACACGCGUAUCUGGCUUCUAGCAUCUAAAAUUAAUUGAAAAUAGUCUACGCAUAUGUUGGGCAAUUUAAA